This is a messenger RNA of Penicillium canescens, 189 nucleotides long. RefSeq lists its product as uncharacterized. Bases 1 to 189 code for a protein of 62 amino acids. The record is from RefSeq and is a predicted model, not a curated record. NCBI's taxonomy places the organism in Eukaryota, Fungi, Ascomycota, Eurotiomycetes, Eurotiales, Aspergillaceae. The transcript has a single exon.
AUGUCUACUACGCUUCCAGAAGCGCAUUCCUUUGGGCCGAAGCUCAGACCUACUGCGGCAAUCACUAAGUACUACGAAGCGACGGCCUGGUAUAAGGGAAUCCCUGAGGGUACUAUCUACCGCAGCUCUGGGCGCCAAUAUGACAAGCUUUCCAAGAACGGUUCACCCCUGUAUAUCUACAUCUACUAG